AGGUCUCAGUUUCGAGCGUUACGACGCGGUCGCGUCGUUCCGUUCAAUGUCAAAGCGACGUUUAUAUGUAAAUUAUGCAAAUCAUAAAUAUUAACCAGAAAAUAACAUAAUUUCAAUUCAAACAUGAAGUUUGCCGAACAUCUCUCGGCUCAUAUCACACCGGAAUGGAGAAAACAGUAUAUUAAUUAUGAAGAAAUGAAGUCUAUGUUAUACGCUGCAGUAGAACAGUCUCCGUCAGCCGAACUUGUUGAACCUGAAAUUUUGAGUAGAUACUUCGCCAAAUUUGACGAACAGUUCUUUUCUUUUAGUGAAAAAGAGCUUACCAAAAUAAAUACAUUUUAUUCAGAAAAGUUGGCUGAGGCUACCAGAAAAUACGCUAGUCUGAAAAGCGAAUUAAGCGAAACUCAAGAUGCGCAAUACGACAAAGCAAAUUCUGUUAGAAAAAAUUUACUCAGAAAAAAGAAUGUUCCAGCCAGAAAAAUACAAGAAAUAAAAUUAGCAUUCAGCGAAUUUUAUUUGAGUUUAAUAUUAAUGCAAAAUUAUCAGAACUUGAAUUUCACUGGUUUCAGGAAGAUCCUAAAGAAGCACGAUAAGUUGUUGAAUGUAGACUACGGGGCUAGAUGGAGAAUAGAACAUGUCGAAAACUCAUUUUUUUACCUAAACAAGGACAUUGAUAGAUUGAUUCAUGAAACAGAAACAGCAUUCACUCAAGAACUGGAAGGAGGGGAUCGUCAAAGAGCGAUGAAACGUUUGAGAGUUCCACCACUAGGUGAACACCAGAGUCCGUGGACUACGUUCAAAGUAGGUCUUUUCUCGGGAGCGUUAAUUGUUCUAUUAUUAUCAGUGAUUCUAUCAGGUGUUUUUCAUUCAAGAGACGAUUGGAUUAUAGUAAUACGCCUCUACAGAGGACCUUUUCUGAUAAUAGAAUUCUUAUUUUUAUGGGGUAUCAACAUAUACGGUUGGAGAUCUUCUGGUGUGAAUCACGUCCUCAUUUUUGAAAUGGAUCCAAGGAAUCACUUAUCCGAACAGCAUAUCAUAGAAAUGGCAGCGAUUUUUGGAGUAAUAUGGUCGAUAUCCAUACUGACAUUUUUAUACAGCGCUCAACUUAGUAUACCACCCUACGUCAAUCCUUUAGCUUUGAUGGUAAUAAUGCUCGUUUUUAUAUUCAAUCCAACAAAAACGUUUAGACACGAGGCAAGAUUUUGGGCAUUACGGGUGAUGGGCAAAGUUUUCAUGGCUCCAUUUUGUUAUGUGUCUUUCGCCGAUUUUUGGGUAGCCGACCAGCUGAACAGUUUAACAACUCUAUUUACAGACAUGCAGUAUUUCAUAUGCUUCUAUGCAACAAACUCUAAUUGGUAUGCAGGGAAAGAUUCGAAUUAUUGUGUUGCAAACUUCCUGGGUGUCAGAGCAAUUGUAGCAUGCCUUCCACCUUGGUUUAGAUUUGCUCAAUGCCUCAGAAGAUAUAGAGAUACUAAAGAGGCUUUUCCGCAUAUAGCUAACGCCGUUAAAUACGCGACUUCAUUUGUUGUCGUUCUUUUUUCGACUUUAAAUAAAACAUUUGACGAUGAAUUUGUCUCUGGGGAGAAUCCCUUUUUCUAUUUAUGGAUCGGAUCAUCUUUGAUAAGUUCGUGUUACGCAUACACGUGGGAUAUAAAACUCGAUUGGGGACUUUUCGACUCCAAAGCUGCAGAUAACAAAUUCCUUCGAGAAGAAAUUGUAUAUUCCUCAACGUGGUUCUACUAUUUUGCUAUAGUGGAAGAUUUCAUUUUAAGAUUCGGAUGGGCAUUCUUAAUUUCAAUGACAGAGAUGGGAUACGCUUUGGAACAUUCAAUGGUUACAAUUUUAGCACCACUUGAAGUAUUUCGCCAGGGCCUGGCACAUCAUCGUCUGGGUGACUCCAGAAACAAGGUAGGACGAUCUGAUGGUCAGCUGCUGCCUUGCCUUGAUAUGCCACCAGGUGAUGGUGGCCAAGCCAUAGCUAGAUAGAAUAUGAAGAAACAGGAGUUCAGCUAUAGAAUUAGACGAAGAAAAUUAUCUUUGAGAAUGGAAAAAAUAUAUUUAUAAAACUCCUGAAGAAAAUAAACCAUAAGAUAACUAAGAAAUUCUUGGCGAGAGACGUAAUAUCAACAGAUCAGAAACUCAUUUCUCUCUAUAAUUGCAAUUUGUACGCAAUAAAAUGGCACCAAACCGAUAAUAUCACAAGGCGAGAUCUUGAAUGAAACAUCAGCUGAACUUCAUCUGUGCAUAUUUUUGAUAAAGAAAUAUUUCGUCUUGCAUCGCAUUGCACGUUGUCUUGCAUGAUGUCAAGCGACCUUUAGAAAUUUCUGCACUGUAACUACAUACAAGAUACCGAUAUAGUAUAUGAGAGUGACAAUGACGACGGUUUUUCGAAUAUAUAUGACGACUACUUCCAUAUCUUUCUGAUUUGUCCUAUAUUUUCGAGAAUAGUGGAGAUCUACAUUCCAUUGUAUAAGAUUGGAUCAAUUUUAAAAAAUAUUAUAACAUCAAAAAGUACCACCUGAUUGUACGUAAUCAAAUAUUGGAAUAUUUGUUGACCCAAAAAUUCUUAUGUCAAUAAAAAAAAUAGAAGCAUUUUUAGAUCUUCUUAUCAUUUUUCCCUCCUCGUUAAUCUUGAUUCCUGGUCAACCGGAAAAUAAAGCCAAAAGGGCCUGAUCAUUUUAGGUUUGAUAACAGCAUCACUAUUAGUAUGGGCUAGCACCAAAUACUUCAACUCCAAAUCCUAUCUUGUUUUUUCAACCAUAUGGAUACGAUUUGAUUUUUUUUUCCUGUUUAAGGCUUUUCGGAUGCUUAUAUCCUUUAUCAUCAUAUGUAAAAUUCGCUGAAGAGAUGUAUGUGCUCAAAGAGAACCACGCUCUUUGUUUUUCAAUUCUCUCAUCACGUUAAGCUUCGUCACCUAUCCUAAGGAGAUGUGUGAAAAAUGCGAGCUUUUAAUAUAUCCUCAUGUUUUGAAAGAGUACAACAUAAUAUUUGAAUUAAUUCAAAGAAAGAUUCUGAAAAAUAUAAUAUAGUGUAAAUAUGAUAGAAAAGCGAUAGAAAUUAUCAACUAUUCCUCAAAAUAGAUUUUUUUCGCUCUUCUUCUAUGAUAAUAUUCCAAUUUCCAUUUAUUUUAGGCGGUUCAUGUGGAAUUACUUCCGAUUGGAAAAUGAACAUCUUAACAACUGCGGAAAGUUCAGAGCAGUAAGAGAUAUUUCCGUGGCUCCAUUGGACACUUCGGAUCAACAACUGAUUGUUAGAAUGAUGGACGAACCAGAUGGAGUUACGAAUAGAAGAAAAAAGAAAAAUGCACUAAAGAAAACAGUAGAGAAUAAGAAAAUUAUGCUGGAAGGGGAAUCUACAGAUGAACUGGAUAAUUGAGAUUGUUUUCAAAUAUUUAUUAUAUUUUUUUUUAUUUUUAUGAAAUACGUAUUGUUAAUACCAA
Messenger RNA from Diorhabda carinulata, 3439 nucleotides. RefSeq names its product xenotropic and polytropic retrovirus receptor 1 (gene PXo). Bases 124 to 1986 code for a protein of 620 amino acids. Gene Ontology annotation, cellular component: Golgi apparatus; cytoplasm; plasma membrane. NCBI's taxonomy places the organism in Eukaryota, Metazoa, Arthropoda, Insecta, Coleoptera, Chrysomelidae. Gene Ontology annotation, biological process: phosphate ion transport; cellular response to phosphate starvation. Gene Ontology annotation, molecular function: inositol hexakisphosphate binding. The transcript is spliced from 10 exons. The record is from RefSeq and is a predicted model, not a curated record.